CCGGUUCUCAAGGAGCAGACAGAGCUCAAAAAAUGCCUUGAAAUGACAAGCAACGACUGCUCCAACACUUCUGGCCUCCUCCAUAGCUCACCCGAACUCGCCGAAACAAACUCACUGCUAUCCACCAGGAGCAGCAGCUCAUCCGACGACCUUGUCGUCGCCAUUCCACCACCACAGCCUACCCCUUCUCCAAUACCUCCUAUAGCCCCCGUCCCACGAACGCCCAACAGAGUACGGUUUGCGUUAGAUGAGGCCCCUGGUGACGAAGAGGAACAGAGGGUAGACGAUAGGAGUUGGACUAAUCAAGAGGACUUCCUGCACUCGGACGAGGAGGACGGAGAUGAGAGUAGGGGGGGGACCAGAGCUCCGCUGUUAACAGGGAUAGAAGCCCCGUCUGUUACCGUCGCAAAUGACUUUGAAUUUGAGGAUCUACUAGAGAAUGCACGGCCAAAGAGCGGCAUGCGGAUGGCUUUCAUGAACAUGGCAAAUAGUAUUAUUGGCGCUGGGAUCAUUGGCCAACCGUAUGCAUUCCGGCAAGCUGGGCUUGGGAUGGGUAUAUUCCUUCUCGUAGCUUUAACAAUUACAGUCGACUGGACAAUCAACCUGAUUGUAAUAAAUUCCAAGUUGAGUGGCGCAAAUUCUUUUCAGGCGACAGUGAGCGCAUGCUUUGGAAGGCCGGGCUUGAUUGCUAUAUCGGUUGCGCAAUGGGCAUUUGCCUUCGGUGGCAUGAUUGCCUUUUGUAUUAUCGUGGGCGACACAAUACCUCACGUUAUAUCUGCAUUGUUUCCGUCGCUGGAGGGCGUGCCUAUUCUGGGUUUGUUGACGGACCGCCGGGCGUGUAUUAUCAUAUUCAUUUUAGGGAUUUCAUACCCGUUGUCACUAUAUAGGGAUAUUGCAAAGCUGGCCAAAGCGAGUGCUAUGGCACUCGUCAGCAUGCUUGUCAUCAUCUUGACUGUGGCCACUCAAGGCUUCAGAGUACCUCCUGAGAACAAAGGUGGUUUCAGUAAAUCAUUGUUAACAGUCAAUGACGGAGUAUUCCAAGCAAUUGGUGUAAUAUCAUUCGACCACAACAGUCUCCUCAUCUAUGGAUCCCUCAAAGAGCCUACAUUGGACAGAUUUGCCCGAGUAACACACUACUCGACGGGAAUCUCCAUGGUGGCUUGCCUCCUCAUGGCCGUGGCCGGCUUCCUUACAUUCGGUGACAAGACUGCCGGAAACGUCCUAAACAACUUCCCAACAAACAACAUAAUGGUCAACAUUGCCAGAUUCUGCUUCGGCCUAAACAUGCUCACAACCCUUCCCCUGGAAGCCUUCGUCUGCCGCGAGGUGAUGGAAACCUACUACUUCCCCGGCGAGCCCUUCAACAUGAACCGCCACUUGAUAUUCUCCUCCGCACUAGUAGUCUCUGCGAUGGCGCUGUCACUAAUGACUUGCGACCUCGGCGUCGUGUUCGAGCUUAUCGGGGCUACGUCUGCGUGCGCACUCGCGUAUAUCCUGCCACCGCUGUGUUACAUGAAGCUUGCGUCGCGGUCAUGGAGGACGUAUGCUGCCGGUGCGACGGUAGCAUUCGGAGUUGUGGUCAUGACGACCUCGGUGUUACAGAGCGUUUAUAAGAUAAUUUCGGGGAGCGGGGGGCCGACGACUUGUUAGGAGAGGAAAUGGUUAUUGGGUUCUUGAGUUCUUGGGAUUGGAUUCUGGAGUGUAUGCAUAGAGUAAUCAAACGGUGCUUUGUGCUUGAGAUAUCAUGUAGUUUUUUUCUUUUUUUCUCGGGGGGGGUAGUCUGCGCUGUACGAUACUAGAAUUCUAUCCUUUUCAUU
Tuber melanosporum (Perigord truffle) is the source of this 1817-nucleotide messenger RNA. RefSeq lists its product as uncharacterized. Gene Ontology annotation, biological process: amino acid transmembrane transport. Lineage: Eukaryota; Fungi; Ascomycota; Pezizomycetes; Pezizales; Tuberaceae. The coding region runs from base 43 to 1650 and encodes 535 amino acids. Gene Ontology annotation, cellular component: endoplasmic reticulum. Gene Ontology annotation, molecular function: amino acid transmembrane transporter activity. The transcript is spliced from 8 exons. The record is from RefSeq and is a predicted model, not a curated record.